GCGAAUUUUCACGUCUCUCCAGCAUGGCAGGCCUCAAUCUUGUGCUCUGCAUGAUCUUUCCCCAUAGAAUGUAUUAUGUUACUCCUUCGUUGGUAAUCAGUCAAGUCUAUGCCAACUCCCUCCUUACAAGCCUCCUCAAUCGUACAUUUGUGACGAGGGACAUACGCUGCGCGGACGCGCAAGUAAACACACUAUCAUUCGAGGUCGGCCAAGGCCAUGGCACUUUCAACUCGACUCACACAUCUAUACCGGAUACUGUUGUUGAGACAAGGUUUCCGACAGAGAACAUGGUACGUACGCCCAGGCAGCUUACCGCGUUGAUUCUGAAGGCAACUGCACAUAACCGUGUACUUCGGUGAUAGUAGCUUAAUUGACGCUGUAUGGACGCACGAGAAACGCGCGACACAAUUAAUGCA
Messenger RNA from Fomitopsis serialis, 416 nucleotides. RefSeq lists its product as uncharacterized. The record is from RefSeq and is a predicted model, not a curated record. Bases 24 to 359 code for a protein of 111 amino acids. Lineage: Eukaryota; Fungi; Basidiomycota; Agaricomycetes; Polyporales; Fomitopsidaceae. The transcript has 5 exons.